UUUUUAAAUUUUAUUAUUAUUACUUUUUUUUAUUCAUGACACACACACACACAGAGACACACAGGCAGAGGGAGAAGCAGGCCCCACGCAGGGAGCCCAACGUGGAACUCGAUCCCAGGACCCCAGGGGUCACGACCUGGGUCGAAGGCAGGUGCUCAACCGCUGAGCCACCCGGGCGUCCCCGUGCAGUACAUUUUAAACGGGAUCCGAUGGCAAUCCCCCAGAUUCUCUUUUCUCGGUGGUCGUCAUGAUGCACUUGCAGGGAGUGAACUGCUGCCUCUAUCACAGGGAGCUAGGAUGAGAAGUGAGCGGGCGGCCGCAGAGCAGCAGCCUGGUUUCCGGGAAGGCUUGUUGCACACGAAGAAAUGAAGACUAAAAGCUGGGGGCGAGGAGGCCCGAGGAGCUUGAGCAUGAACCGAAUAGGCGAGGAUCCGUAGAACGGUCCCCAGAGAACUGGACUGUAAAUCCUGGGCUGGCCACGAUCUGAUUGUAGGGUUGCCACUUGGUGCGGCGUGCAAGCUUUUAGGUCGUCCUCAACUGGGAAGCUCGGACGUCCUUUUUGGGCACACCGCAGAAGGAUGUUAUCAUCAAGUCGGAUGCACCUGACACGCUGCUGUUAGAGAAGCAUGCGGAUUAUAUCGCGUCCUAUGGCUCCAAGAAAGAUGAUUAUGAAUACUGUAUGUCUGAAUAUUUGAGAAUGAGUGGGAUCUAUUGGGGUCUGACUGUGAUGGAUCUGAUGGGACAACUACAUCGGAUGAAUAGAGAAGAAAUUCUGACCUUCAUUAAGUCAUGUCAACAUGAGUGUGGUGGAAUAAGUGCUAGUAUUGGACAUGACCCCCAUCUUUUGUACACUCUAAGUGCUGUCCAGAUUCUUACUCUGUAUGAUAGUAUUAAUGUUAUUGAUGUAAAUAAAGUUGUGGAAUAUGUUCAGAGUCUACAGAAAGAAGACGGUUCUUUUGCUGGAGAUAUAUGGGGAGAAAUAGAUACAAGAUUCUCUUUUUGUGCGGUGGCAACCUUGGCUCUGUUGGGGAAGCUAGAUGCUAUUAAUGUGGAAAAGGCAAUUGAAUUUGUUUUAUCGUGUAUGAACUUUGAUGGUGGAUUUGGUUGCAGGCCAGGUUCUGAAUCCCACGCUGGGCAGAUCUAUUGUUGCACAGGAUUUCUGGCUAUUACUAGCCAGUUGCAUCAAGUAAAUUCUGAUUUACUCGGUUGGUGGCUUUGUGAACGACAGUUACCAUCAGGUGGACUCAAUGGAAGGCCCGAGAAGUUACCAGAUGUCUGCUAUUCGUGGUGGGUGUUGGCUUCCCUAAAGAUAAUUGGAAGGCUUCAUUGGAUUGAUAGAGAGAAACUGCGAAGUUUCAUUUUAGCAUGUCAAGAUGAAGAAACAGGAGGAUUUGCAGACCGACCAGGAGACAUGGCAAAUCCUUUUCAUACUUUAUUUGGAAUUGCUGGAUUGUCACUUUUGGGAGAAGAACAGAUUAAGCCUGUUAGUCCUGUUUUUUGCAUGCCUGAAGAAGUGCUUCGGAGAGUCAAUGUUCAGCCUGAACUAGUGAGCUAGACAUUGAUGGAGAUAAGAGAUAAUGCUUAGUAUAGUUUUGCCAUCUUAACAUUUCUGUAAAGUGCUUAUCAAAUUUAAUGACUACUGUGUCACUAUUUUGUAUAUGAAUUGUAUUAAUUUUAAUAAAUUAUGUAAUUAUACAUACUGUAAAAUAAAGAUCUUUAUCUUCAGCUUUAGAUUUUUUCUGCAAUGCUGUUAUCCUGAGUACAGUAUUUUGUUUCUGCUUAAGUGUAUUUAUUUGUAUGUUUCCUUAACAGCAAACUAUUGACUUAAAGUUUAAGUCCUGUGUUCUACUUGAUUUUCCCAUGUGCUUCUUUCAUGUCGUACAAUAAUGGUUAAUGUAAAUUGACCUAUAUCAAUGAGAAUGUUAACUGGUAAAAAUGAUAAACCUAUCCAUAUAUGAAUUAAAAGAUUCACCAGAAUAAAUGGCUGUUGAAAUUUG
Molecule: messenger RNA, 1997 nt
Organism: Nyctereutes procyonoides (raccoon dog)
Lineage: Eukaryota; Metazoa; Chordata; Mammalia; Carnivora; Canidae
Gene: RABGGTB
Product: Rab geranylgeranyltransferase subunit beta
Exons: 9
Coding region: 680-1555 (291 amino acids)
Biological process (GO): protein geranylgeranylation
Cellular component (GO): Rab-protein geranylgeranyltransferase complex
Molecular function (GO): Rab geranylgeranyltransferase activity
Source: RefSeq, a predicted model, not a curated record